GGGUAUGAGAGCGAGGACGAGGAGUUCGACGCCAUAGUCCGCGGCGAGAGCCCACUCACCACCACCUCCGCCCGUGCGCAGUCGGAUGAUGACCACGAAGACCAAUUCAAUGGCGACACGGAGGGGGAGGAAAGGAGGGAAAAGGAGAGGCAUGGACGACAGCGAGUAGACGCACUGGCUGCAGUGGGCAAUGAGUUCUCAUCGUCGUCAGCAUGGGGUGCAUUCCGGCCCGCGGACACAAGACAUCAUCGUGACGACUGGGGGGAGAAGAAAAAGGGGCACGAUGCGUACGAUGAUGGCAUUGACGGCAGUGGCUACGACAUUCUGGCCGAGGAUGACGCGGCGGUGAACAAAUCCGUCUUUGCAGACGCCGAACUGGACGAUCUCGUGUUGACUUUUUUGGCGCCGCGACAGGCAACAACAAAAGGAACCACCACUACAACGGCGGCUGCUUCUGUUUCCGGAGCGGUCUCUUCUCUGCGCAACGAUGGCGACGAAGAUGCCAUCCAGUUUUACGACCCGCAGCAUAGUCGCGUUGGCGAGGAUAAUGGGCGGAAUAACGGCGACGGCGAUAACAAUGAUAACAGUAAUAAUAACGACGAUUUGGAGGAGGCAGCGGCUAUUGUGAGCGGUAAAACACUGACAGAAGAACAGGAGCGUCGUCUGCAGAAGAAGAUGGCGAAGAAGAAGGCAUUUGAUGAGUCCUACGACAUGGGCGACAGGAGCAACACAUACGCGCACUACCACCAACUUACCCGUGUGGUUGAGGAGAAGAAACAACGACUUGAUGCGGCUCUGCAGGAAAUGGGCGAGGACGUGGCGAAGAAAAUUCAACUCGUCGGGUACUUUAGUGGAUUGUACGUUCGGUUUGUGCUUGAGAACGUUCCAGUGGAGUUUGUGCGGCUCUUCGACCCGACGAUACCGCUGAUCGCCGGCGGCGUCAAUGCAGGGGAGGACCAGUUUCAGAUUGUACACGCAAGGCUGAAGCGUCACCGCUGGUACCCAAAGAUUCUUAAGGCCCAAGACCCGCUGUUGUUAUCCAUGGGAUGGCGCCGCUUUCAGACGCAGCCGAUCUUCGCUACAGAGGACCCGAAUGGUCGCGUGCGGUACUUGAAGUACACACCGCAGCAUAUGCACUGCAUCGCUGCCUUCUAUGCACCGGUGGUACCGACAAACACGGGAUUUAUUGCCAUUCCUGUCAAGGAGCAACGAUCUCCCAAUUUCCGUGUUUCUUGCACAGGAUACACGCUUGGAAACGAUCAUGCUACAAACAUUGUGAAGAAGCUCAAACUGACUGGAACACCGCAUAAAAUAAUGAAAACCACAGUGUUUGUUAGGGGGAUGUUUAACAGCGACAUGGAGGCAACCAAGUUUGUGGGCGCGAAACUGAAGUCGGUCUCUGGCAUUCGUGGCAUCGUGAAGGCGGCUCUCAAGGGCAAGGACGGAUUGAUACGCGCCACCUUCGAGGACAAACUGCUCCCCUCCGACAUUGUCUUCUGUAGAGCAUGGAAAACGGUACAUCCGCCGAAGUAUUGUUCCAUGCAGCGCAACCUUGUGGACGCAAACUGGAUGGGAAUGCGCAAUAUGCGGGAGCUGCGCUGGGAGCACAACGCCCCACUUGUCACAAAAGGUGAUUCGGAGUACAAGGAGAUCAAACGCCGCCAGAGGGACGACGAGGACUAUGCGGCAGCGGAUGCCACUAAGGUGCUUCUCUCCCGCAAUCAAAAACUGCAACUUCCGUUUAAUAUGAAGGAGGAGUUUAUUCCGCUUGAGCGAACCACGGCGCUGCAGCAGCGCCUUGC
Messenger RNA from Trypanosoma cruzi, 1802 nucleotides. RefSeq lists its product as uncharacterized. The transcript has a single exon. The annotation marks the transcript as partial. Lineage: Eukaryota; Euglenozoa; Kinetoplastea; Trypanosomatida; Trypanosomatidae. The record is from RefSeq and is a predicted model, not a curated record. Gene Ontology annotation, cellular component: 90S preribosome. Gene Ontology annotation, molecular function: GTP binding; U3 snoRNA binding; GTPase activity. Gene Ontology annotation, biological process: ribosome biogenesis; endonucleolytic cleavage of tricistronic rRNA transcript (SSU-rRNA, 5.8S rRNA, LSU-rRNA); maturation of SSU-rRNA from tricistronic rRNA transcript (SSU-rRNA, 5.8S rRNA, LSU-rRNA).